AUGUCACUCGCAGCUCAAGCCAUCUUCACGGACAAGAAUCCCACCUUGUAUCACACAAAACCCUCAAAACAGUACCCAUUUUCACCUCCAAAUCCGAAGUCCCCUGUCCCAGUUUUCGGGCUUCAGAAAUUUUCGCAACCACACAUUUUCCCUGUUUGCAGAAAAAUCAACGCCGCCUUCGACGAGCCGUACGGCCCCUCAAGAAGCCUAGCGAAUGCGAAUGAUAAAAACAGCUUCGUAUACAGCUUCGACUUGGACGGUUUUCUCUCCUUUGUCGAAUUUCUCAGCCUGGCCUCCUCCGCGGCGAUUUCCGUCUACAUGGCUCUGAGCUGCGGGGCACUGAACGGCAGCGUUUUCGGGAACGGGAGGAUUCUGUUGUGUCAGUGCGUGCUUUUGGUGAGCGGCGCGUCUGUUGGGGCGGUGAUAAGACGGCGGCAGUGGAGGAGGAUUGGCGGGACCGUUGGGUUCUCGAGAGGCGCGUAUGGUCAUGGGGCUAAUUUGUUGGGGAGGGUUGAGAAAUUGGAGGAUGAUUUGCGCGGGUCGGCCACCAUUGUUAGGGUUUUGUCGAGGCAGAUUGAGAAGCUCGGGAUUCGGGUCCGGGCCACUCGGAAAGCUAUCAAAGAACCCAUUUCGGAGACUGCUGCAUUGGCCAUGAAAAAUUCCGAGGAAACUCGAGCAUUGGCAGCACAAGAAGACAUUCUUGAGAAGGAACUCGGUGAAAUUCAAAAGGUUCUGCUGGCUAUGCAGAACUCGUACAAAAUUGACCAAAAUAGUCUGAAAACCAUAACUUACCAAAAUGAGCUCACCGGGUACAGAAAUGCCGAGCACCUCAUCAAUGGGGAUUCAGAGCAACAGCGUCGCCCAAAGAGUACGGAGACCCCGACGGCUAGACAGUGGUAG
Striga hermonthica is the source of this 900-nucleotide messenger RNA. The record is from the annotation of a GenBank genome assembly. Lineage: Eukaryota; Viridiplantae; Streptophyta; Magnoliopsida; Lamiales; Orobanchaceae.